UGUUGAUUGAUCUUCCAAGUAAUAGAACUUUUCAUUCUUAUUGAAAUCAUCGACAUGUCGGAGUAUAUUGGGUCGAAAGUGGCCAUUCCAGGAACUCGUGGUUAUGGGACAUUGAAGUAUUAUGGACCAAUAGAAGGGAAACAAGGUCUUUUCGCUGGUAUUGAAUUAACUGGACCAAUUGCUGCUUCAAGAGGUAAAAAUAACGGAUCAGUUAAUGGGAUUCAGUAUUUUGAUGUUAUUCAACCAAUGUCGGGGCUUUUCCUACCAAUUGAUCGAUUAAAACAGGCCAAUCCGCAAAUUGGAGGAUCCAAAUAUAAUGAUUUAAAGUUAAAAUAUGAUAUAAAUGAACGAGAAAUGAAUGAAAAAAUGGAAAUAUUAAAUGAAUUGAGAAUUACAGUUAAUGAUUUACAACCUUUAUUAGAAGAAUACGAAAUUGAUAUUUCAGAAAAGGAUAAAAAAUUAUCAAGACAAAAAUCAGAAUUUGAAAGAGCUCGUGAAGAAUGGAGAUCUAGUAUUCAAUUAUUAGUUAAUACCCAUGAAGAAACUGAAAUUUUAUACGAUCAAAAAUUUAGAGAAUUAAGAGAAUAUAUUGAACGACUUUUAAAAGAAAAAGAUGAUAUAUCAAAUAAUAAUCAAAUAACCACUCCAACUUCAAAUUCAUCAUCAAAAAAAAUUUAUCAUGGAGAUGAUCAUGAAUCAGAAAUUGAAAGAUUAAAUUUAGUUAUUCAUGAUUUAAAUCUGGAACAUCAUUUAUUAGAGAAAAAUUACACUGCUAAAAUACAAAAUGAUUUAAAUCACCAAUUAGAAAUUAGACCUACUUUUGAAGAACUCUCCGAUUUACAAAAGUCUUUGGAUGAAUUAGAUACUCUACAUGAAAAUGAGUUAAAUACCAAAUCAACUCAAAUAAAUUCUUUAUCAGAAUCAAAUAAAGAUUUGGAAAAUCAAUUAAAUGAUUUCAAACAAAAAAAUAUAGACUUGGAAGAUAAAAUAAAAACUUUACAAGAAUUGAAUCAAUCUUCUCUGAUUCAAUUGGAGUCGGAGAACAUUGCCCCUAAUAGUCUGGAUGGUUUACCAAUUUAUAAACCAGCUGCCCCCAUUGAUCCAAGUGCCGGUAAAGAUGAUUGGUGUGGAUUAUGUGAAAGAGAUGGUCACAGUAGUAUUAAUUGUCCUUAUGAAAAUGACGUUUUCUAACUUUUUUUUUUUUCUUUCUACUAUUAUUUUAAUACACCUUAUUUCGUUAAAUGAUCCUUUUCCCGUAUAGAUGCUAUUUCGUUGGUGACAAAAUUAUUUUGAGUAUCAGCCCAUGCAAUAUAAUUAAGAUCGGGGUAAUUUUCAUCUUGUAAAUUAUCUAGCCUCAAAGACAUCAAGUUUUCAAUUAAUUCAUCAUUAUCCCUACUUGAAU
Hyphopichia burtonii NRRL Y-1933 is the source of this 1402-nucleotide messenger RNA. RefSeq names its product CAP-Gly domain-containing protein. The transcript has 3 exons. The coding region runs from base 55 to 1191 and encodes 378 amino acids. Lineage: Eukaryota; Fungi; Ascomycota; Pichiomycetes; Serinales; Debaryomycetaceae. The record is from RefSeq and is a predicted model, not a curated record.